Messenger RNA from Trypanosoma conorhini, 1437 nucleotides. Its product is annotated as putative histone acetyltransferase. The transcript has a single exon. Gene Ontology annotation, molecular function: histone acetyltransferase activity. NCBI's taxonomy places the organism in Eukaryota, Euglenozoa, Kinetoplastea, Trypanosomatida, Trypanosomatidae. The record is from RefSeq and is a predicted model, not a curated record. Bases 1 to 1437 code for a protein of 478 amino acids. Gene Ontology annotation, biological process: regulation of DNA-templated transcription.
AUGUCAGUGUUCGAGGCGCGGCAGAAGGUGUAUGCGACGCUGCACGGGACCUUCCACGCUGCGAUUGUGCAGGAGGUGGCCAUGGACGCCGAGACGGGCCAGUACCUGCACUACGUGCACUACGUCGAGCAGGACAGCCGCAUGGACUGCUGGCUGCCCGCUAGCGAGCUGAAGGAGCGGCGGCAGGGGCGCCAGGCGAGCAAGCAGCAGGCGAACAAGCCAAGCGGCGGCGGUGUCACGACGCGAGGGCAGAGUCGACUUGUCGCGGAGAAGGAGGAGGAGGUCCCGCGGAGCCCCGCCACGCCGAGCUCCGUUGCGAAGCGCAACAACCUGCAGAACUGCGUCAAGGUGUCGACGACGCGGGCGCGGAAGGACAGUUCGUUUUUCUCCCGUCCAAAGAAUAUUCACAAAGUAUGCAUGGGGCCCCACGAGGUAGAUGCGUGGUACUUCUCCCCCUACCACCUCGCCCGACCCCAAGUGCAGGAGGGACUGAGGCAGAGCGCGGAACUCUUCGCGGGGAACCUGGAGCUGCGGCUGCGCCAGGAAAAUGACAAGAGUCCAUUUCGCCCCGCCGUUGUCCCCACCUCGUUUGUGCUGCACAUCUGCCCCUUCUGCCUCCACCCCUUCACGGCCCACGAGGACGUGGUGCGGCACCUGCGGCUUGUCUGCCAGCGACACCCGCCGGGGAAUGAGAUUUACCGCGACCCCGUGCGCCAGCUUGUCGUACUCGAGAUGGACGCGGUGGUGGAACCCGUCUUCUGCGAGCACUUAGCCCUCCUCUCCAAGUUGUUUCUGGAGCACAAGGCGCUCGAUCACGACAUGACGCCGUUUCUCUUCUACGUGCUGUGCGCCGUGCAGCCGCACGGGCUGGAGGUGCUGGGGUACUUUAGCAAAGAAAAGCAGUCGCCCGAGAUGUACAACCUCUCCUGCGUUCUCGUGCUGCCGCAGUUCCAGAGUCGCGGCAUUGGGCGGUUUCUGAUUGAGCUGAGCUACGAACUGUCGCGGCGGGAGGGCAAGAUCGGCUCCCCCGAGAAGCCGCUCAGUGACCUGGGCGAAAAGCUCUAUUUAGGGUACUGGGGGGACGUCGUGGUCUCCGCCCUCGCCCGCGCCAUGGAGGAGAACCACUGCGCCACGCUUGACUACCUCGUGCAGGCCACGCACAUCUCUCAUUUGGACGUUCUGCGGACGCUGCAGUACCUGCGGCUGCUAAACGGGACACAGAUUGUAGUGUCGGAGGACAGCAUCGAGCGCUGCUACUCCAGACGGCUGCAGCGUGAGCGGAGUGGGCGCAACUACGUCUUCUACCCCCACCUGCUGAGCUGGAGCCCGCACAUGUACUACGAGCUGAAGGAGCAGGAAAUCGCCCCGCCGAUUUACGUGACGAAGAGCGAGGAGCUGGAGUGGGGUGCCGCCAGCAAGCGACAGCGAGACUUCUAG